Messenger RNA from Arabidopsis arenosa, 2046 nucleotides. NCBI's taxonomy places the organism in Eukaryota, Viridiplantae, Streptophyta, Magnoliopsida, Brassicales, Brassicaceae. The record is from the annotation of a GenBank genome assembly.
GGAUGCUUAUCUAUUGACUUUUUUUUUGCUAAUAAAAAGAUUAAAAAUAGUGAAUCAGAGAUCUAGCCAUCUCUGUAUGAAGGUGAAGAACAAUGGGUGAUGGUAGCCUCAAGAAAAGCAAGCUUUCAUGGCCCAAAACGUUGGUCAAGAAAUGGCUCAACAUCAAGAGCAAAUCAGAAAACUUUCACGCAGACGACUUGGACAGAGGUGGAGGAGAUUGGAGGAACAAUGUCAUUGAAAGAGAGGAAGCAUGCUCUGUCCACAAAAGCAAAACUGAGACUCCGAGCAAAAGGAACAGCGGAAGAGCCAGACGAAACAAACUCGAUGUCGAUCCACCACUUGAUCAUCUUAGGGUUUUUACUGCUACAUGGAAUGUCGCCGGAAAAUCUCCGCCGAGUAAUUUAAAUCUCGAUGAUUGGCUUCACACUUCUCCUCCUUCCGACAUUUACGUUCUUGGCUUCCAAGAGAUCGUUCCUUUGAACGCCGGCAACGUUUUAGGCACCGAGGACAACGGACCCGCCAGGAAAUGGGUCUCUCUCAUCAGGAGAACCUUGAACAGCCUUCCCGGCGGAAACUGCCGGACUCCUUCUCCAGUUCCCCACCCGGUCGCCGAGCUCGACUCUGACUUCGAAGGUGACUCAGCCGCUGGGGCUAACUCGUUAUUCUACCAUCGGAGCAGGAGCAUGAGGAUGGACAUGUCUGCAUCAUCCUUGCCACCGCAGUUUGACCGGAGAUUCAGCGUCUGUGACCGUUUCAUGCUGGGCGACAGACCUGACGACUUCUACGACCAGAGCUUUAGGUAUUGCUCCUCUGAGGACGAGCCAGAUUCUCCUUCUCAUGAUCACUAUUCCCCUGUCUCGAGGACUGGAUCCUUUGUGGCUGACGACAGAGAUAAGGGAAGAGACAAGUCUAAGUACUGUUUAGUGGCCAGUAAGCAGAUGGUUGGGAUAUUCUUAACCGUUUGGGUCAAGAGUGAUCUAAGGGACAGUGUCAAGAACCUCAAAGUGUCCUGUGUUGGCAGAGGCUUGAUGGGUUAUCUUGGAAACAAGGGCUCCAUUUCGAUCAGCAUGUCCGUUCACCAGACAAGCUUCUGCUUUGUCUGCAGCCACUUGACGUCUGGUCAGAAAGAAGGCGACGAGCUAAGAAGAAACUCUGAUGUUUUGGAGAUUCUAAGGAAAACCAGAUUUCCUAGAGUUAACAAUGCAGGCGACGACAAGUCUCCUCAGACGAUUUUAGAACACGAUCGGGUAAUCUGGCUUGGAGACUUGAACUACCGUAUAGCUCUUUCUUACCGGUCUGCAAAAGCUCUUGUCGAGAUGAGAAAUUGGAGUGCCUUGCUUGAGAAAGACCAGCUACGGAUAGAACAACGAAAAGGCUGUGUCUUUGAAGGAUGGAACGAAGGGACUAUAUAUUUUCCACCCACUUACAAAUACUCUAACAAUUCAGAUAUAUAUGCUGGCGAUGAUCGGCUUCCCAAGGCCAAGAGACGGACUCCAGCAUGGUGUGAUCGCAUACUCUGGUACGGAAGUGGUAUUAAUCAGCUGUCAUAUGUUCGCGGGGAAUCAAGAUUCUCUGAUCACAGACCAGUCUACAGUUUGUUCUCAGUAGAGAUUGAAUCGGUAUAUAGAAACCGUAUCAAGAAAAGCUCCAGUUACUCCAGCUCUAGGAUAGAAGUUGAGGAACUUCUUCCUCAACGGUAUGGAUAUUCUGAGCUUAACCCGUACUGAUUCAUCAUCGGUCCAGAAUCCAUUUGAAGACAGAUCCCGAGGGAGGAUUCAAUGUUUCUAAAGCCUUAACAAAAAGAAAACUGGAUUUUUCAGGGGUUGGAGAUAUGUGAAUCAAAGAGUCAUUGAAAGUUAGAUCUUGGUCAAGAUCUCUGGUGCCUAAGCACAGGAGAAGAUUCGAGUGAAAACAGAAGAGAGUAUAUCUUUAGGAUUAUAGAGAAGUGACCAUUUUUUUUGGUUUUCAAACCAUUAGUUUCUUCCCAUAGAUUAGUAGGAUUCGUCAAACUUGUGUAUAGUUUGUAAAUAUAAUGGAUUCUUUGUA